UUCAUUUUGGCUGCAGCAACGACGGCUACUAGUUAUUCUUUCGCUCGACCAUGUUACGAUGAUUCGGUUACGUUACGAUAAACACGACGGACGUAAUGCAAGCUUAAGAAGUGUGACCCCAAACACGUGACACGCCGAUAGCCGCUGGCAGACUUCCCUUCUACCAAGAUGUGCUUUUGUCGAGCCGGACGACAAAACCAAUGACUAUUCCAUUUUCAGAUUUAAUCAAGAUGAAACCUAAGCAGUUCAUCCCGUGAUGCGGGACAGAAAUCUGAUUUUAUUGGCGGUGGUGUUGAUCGUCAAGAUGUGUAACGGAAGAGAUGAUCCAGAUGAUGAUGACAAGCAACAGAUAGUUAACUGGGAUAAAGAGAAGCAAGAAAGUAAAGAUGAUCUGUUGGAUUUGAUCGAAAAAACCAGCAAUUUGCAAAUGUGUUUCGAAAAGAAUCCCUAUCAAGUUCUUUCUAUCGACUUUCCAGUUCAUUUAUUCAGCACCGUCAGCCAAAAAGUCGAUUUAGGGGCUAAACUAUUGGGAGAGUAUUAUCCAAGAAGAGAAGAGAGAAUGAUAAAGUCAUUCGGAGAAGAAGUAUUACAAUCGGACGAAUUAAUAUUUGGAACGAGAGUUCUUUGGAUAGCAAAUGGAUCGUUACAGUCUCCUGGUUUAUACUCGUCUGUUUGGAAGCCUAUUCGUGGCAAUGAUAAGAAGCUGGAAAGGUCAACCACGUAUAACGAAUCUGUAACGGACAUGCCUUGGUUGAACGAGAAAGCCGACGGCAAUAGCAAGAUACAAAAUACUGAUUUAGAAAACGGUAGUUAUACCACAAGCCAGUGGACGCAUCCUUACUUCAGCUGCACUUUCAAAAAAUGGAUUAUAUCAUAUACUGUUUUAGUUUAUGCCAAUCAAAACCUUGAAAACACCCGUUACAAAACAGAAAUGGAAGAAAGGUUAGUGGGUCUUAUCAGUGCUGAUGUGGAUGUCUCAGAUAUAGACAUAAAUCAGUGUGACACACCUACUAAUUCCUUACAGAUCUCAGCUUUUCUCCAUACACAUAAAUGUGACAAUGUUACUAGUCAGUGUAUAUUUACUCCAGGUUAUGGCUGGACUCGAGGGUCAUAUAAAUGCCAAUGUAGGAAUAGUUAUUAUUCUCCAAUGGCCAGUCCUAUCUUCAAUGGUACCCUAGUGGAAUAUUCCUGGAAACAGAAAAUUAUGGUCAAUAGUCCUUCUUAUGAGAUGCUGUAUGUAUGCAAGUCAUGCCAAGAUGGAUGCAACGUAUGUGUUGAUGAUUCCCCUUGCUUAUCUCAUUACAACUGGGCCUUCCGGAUAUCACUAUUGACCAUAUCUGUGAUCUGCAUCAUUUUGACUAUUGUUUUAGCUGGAUAUGUUUACCGUUACAGAAAACUCAAAGUAAUUAAAGUAGCCAGUCCCAUAUUUCUUUGCAUAACUCUUCUAGGUUGUGCUAUAAUGUACAGUGAAAUGGCUGCUAUAUUUCCUGUUCUGGAAGUUUACAGCUGUGUGGCUACAAAAUGGACUAGACAUAUGGGUUUCUGUAUAACUUAUAGUGCACUUCUACUUAAAACUUGGAGAGUCUCACUCACUUAUCGAGUAAAAUCAGCUCACAAGUUAAAGCUAACAGAUAAGCAACUUCUGCAAUGGUUAUUUCCCAUCUUAUUAGUGAUGGCUAUUUAUUUAGGUACAUGGACAAUCUCAUCUCCACCUGAAGGAAUAUAUAUAUCAGAUUGGGAUCAUUUAAAAUUUCGACAAUGUGAUUUUAAUUGGUGGGAUCAUAGCAUAGCCAUAGGUGAAUUUUUAUUUCUGUUGUGGGGUAUACGUGUGUGUUACAAUGUCCGCCAUGCUGAGUCUUUCUUCAAUGAAGCCAAACACAUCAGUUGGGCCAUCUACAACAUCACAAUUGCCAAUAUUAUCAUGGUGAUGAUUCACAUUGUCAUUUUGCCAACAGCUGGUCCAGACAUCAAAUAUUUAUUUGGAUUUAUUCGCACUCAGCUUAGCACUACAGUCACAGUUAUUCUUAUUUUUGGACCAAAGUUCUAUCGAGUAAUUAGAGGGGAAGGUGAUACUUGGGAUAAUAGAGCCAGAGCAAGAGGAGUAACAGCUUCCUUUUCAUUAAAUGGAGUUGGUCUAGUUCACGAGGAAACAACUGAUCUUUAUCAAGAAAAUGAAGAAUUAAAGGAAGAGAUACAAAAAUUAGCAGCACAGAUAGAGUUCAUGAAGAUUGUUCAUAUGGAAAUAAAUAACCGUCAUCUUAAACCAAAACAUGGGAACUUUUUUAGUCAGACUAGUACAACACAAAGUCCCAUUAUUAAGUCUAUGUACAUGAAAUUUGAUAGUACAGAUUCUCCAGGAUGUCAUAUAUCCCCAGCUGCAGAACUAGUAAGUGAAAGGGUCUAGUUAUAAAAAAAAAAAACUGCUUUAUACAACCGAGCUUCAAAUUUUGCUGACAGGCAAUCAACGAUUAUUUGUAUUAUGAUUGCCAGAAAACUGAUUUAUUUUGAUGUGUGAAAAUAUAGGUAGAAUUCCAAAGUUCACUUUUUUUCAAGUCUACAAAAUCUUCGUGCUUCCAAUGACAUCCUUUGCUCCUCAUUUUGCCUGUGUGAAUUGAUUAACGUAUUUACCAUUUACUUGUCCCAGUUCAUAAAAGCAAAAAAUCAAAUAAUGGGACCAUAACAAUGUUGUAUUAAUGUAUAUCAGUAUGCAUAGAAUGUAUUAUAAAUAAUUUAUUGGGAAAAUGUCUGUCAGUUAUUAUUAUAUUUGUGAUUAAUUUUUAGUGAUUAAUUUGUGAAUCAUUUUCUACAUAAAUCCAAAAUUCUUGGAGGUGUAACACAGAGUACCUUGAACUACAGCAUGCCAUGGUCCAUAUGCAAACUUUUCAGCUAAGCAAUCUGACAAGAAUUUUUUCAAAUAUUCUGAGAUCUUAAAAUCAUUGAGUGGGAAAAAUAUAAGAAGUGUAUGGAAAUGCAUUCUAUUUCAGAAGCUUUUGUAUAUAAAUUGUAUAGGAGUUACAUCACAUCGAGUUUUCUGUUUUAGAUUAUUAUUAAUACUAUUAAAAAAAUUGAAUUUAUUUCAUCAUCAUCAUAAGAAUCAUGAUGUGUAGAUGUACAUAAAUUCAAAUAUAUUUAUAAAAGUCAGCAUAAAUUACUGCAGUUCCAUCUGUCAUAUCUGAAUUGUUGUUUUAUAAAUAUAUUGCCAGAAGUUGAAAGUUGAAUCUUCAUAAUUUUGAUGCUGUUGAAAUCUUUUGUUAAAAUAUAAAAUAAAAUAAGAGAAUAAAACUUUCAUUUAAUUUAUGUUAUUUUACUUAUUUAUGAUGAGUUAAAAAUUAUUUUUAUGUAAAAUAGUAAAAACUAAU
Molecule: messenger RNA, 3359 nt
Organism: Centruroides sculpturatus (bark scorpion)
Lineage: Eukaryota; Metazoa; Arthropoda; Arachnida; Scorpiones; Buthidae
Product: probable G-protein coupled receptor CG31760
Exons: 14
Coding region: 257-2404 (715 amino acids)
Biological process (GO): G protein-coupled receptor signaling pathway
Cellular component (GO): membrane
Molecular function (GO): G protein-coupled receptor activity
Source: RefSeq, a predicted model, not a curated record